Molecule: messenger RNA, 1401 nt
Organism: Trypanosoma conorhini
Lineage: Eukaryota; Euglenozoa; Kinetoplastea; Trypanosomatida; Trypanosomatidae
Exons: 1
Coding region: 1-1401 (466 amino acids)
Source: RefSeq, a predicted model, not a curated record
AUGGCAAGGCGACAGCGUGUGCCGCGCCUCAAGGAGCACCGGCGGAAACGCAACAAGAAUCCAAAGCUGUCACCAUUCCAGCGUGAGCAGAAGCGCAAGAAGAUGGCCAACCAGGCCCCGAUAUCGUCCAUGAAGCACGGCAGCCAGCGUGACUACCCCGUCAGUCAGAGAGCCGUGAUGGAGUACCUCAUGGUAAAGCAGCAGCGGCUGCAGGAACGGCGUCAACGGCGACAAGAACGUCUCCAGAGGAAACCAAGGGAAACGGAGGAAGAAACAUCAACUCCAACGGCAAGCAGCGAGAAAUUGUCUGAGUCCAACGGGGCGGCCUCCUCCUCUGCCGUCACUCCUUUUUUGGUCCCACAGACGACAUCUCCUUCCACCGCGGCCCCCCCUGUCACCGAGGUGGCGGCAAAGAAGCAUAAGACGCGGGAGGAAAACUGUGUGAAAAAGGCAAAGAAGACGUCACUCAUCACACCUAUAGCCCUCAACGCGGAAAUGGCUGCAUCGCUUGCACGCCCCAUCUUAGCCUUCAGAACACUCGAUACUGGCGCGAGCGAGAAGCAGGAAAAUACAGCGGAGGUCAUCAUUGCACGAAAGAAGGAAAAAAAGCAUCGAAAGAAGGCAGAAGCUCGACGGAAACGUGUGCAGGAGGCCCUGCGCGAGACGGAAGAGCAACUGAAGGAGGAAGUCCUUUCCAUGAAAAGUGGUAAGAGGCGCAGUAAGGCAGAUCGAGUGGACGCCAAGGAUGCCGCCUUUGAAAAGAAGCUGAAGCAAAUGCAGCAGGAAAAGCAAAAGGCAGAAGCGGCAACGGCGGCGGCGGAGAAACAGGCCGUGGGAAACGGUAAGAACGGCCAUAGUGAAAAGGAGAAUAAAAAAAGGAAACGCAAACGGAUCACAUUUUCUGACGAAGGUGAGGGCACGGGGGUGGAUGCCCCUCACAGGGCGAUGCGCUACCCAGGCGACAAGGGCUCUAAAGUGCCCCGUGACUUCUGCGAGUUGGUGGAUGUUGUGCGGUACGGCGAACGUGUGGAGGCUCCCCCCGUCUUUGAUGCCCUUCCGCGCCACGACGCCUCCAUCUCACGCCUCGCCGGAAGGCUGGAGUUCGCUUCGCGGGCGGCCUCCAAAAAGGGGGUUGCGCCGUCGCAGCAGGAGCGCCAGCAGCUCUUGUCGUCGGUGGGUGGUGUUGGGGAGGAACGGCGACUUGAGCGUCUCGGCUUGGGGCAUGUGGCCACGUCCGCGUCUGCGGUCCGCCCCAUAGGCGUGUCGCAGAAAUUGUCCAAGGAGGAAGAGAUGCGGCGAUUGCGUGAGGCUGUUAUGGACGCGUACCGCCGCAAUAGGCGCACGGGUGUGGAGGCGCGGAAGGGAGUGGACAUGCACCACCAAUUCCCGGCGUUCUCCUGA